Molecule: messenger RNA, 1960 nt
Organism: Artibeus jamaicensis (Jamaican fruit-eating bat)
Lineage: Eukaryota; Metazoa; Chordata; Mammalia; Chiroptera; Phyllostomidae
Gene: BICDL2
Product: BICD family like cargo adaptor 2
Exons: 10
Coding region: 91-1605 (504 amino acids)
Biological process (GO): vesicle transport along microtubule; Golgi to secretory granule transport
Source: RefSeq, a predicted model, not a curated record
AAGGUGUACCUGGCACCACCUCCGGAAGAAGGGAUCGGAGACCGGAGGGAUCGCGGCAGGAGCCCGCCAUCCGGGGACGCUGCAAGAACCAUGAGCUCCCCGGAAGGGCCAAGCUUCCAAUCAGGGCUGCUCUCAGGCGGCACCUCCCCAAGCUGCGAUGAGGGCUUCUUUCCUUUCGUCCUGGAGCGGCGGGAGUCAUUCCUGGGAGGGGGCCCAGGGCCCCAGGAGCACGAGGACCUGGCCCUGCAGCUGCAGCAGAAGGAGAAAGACUUGCUGUUGGCCGCAGAGCUUGGCAAGAUGCUUCUGGAGCGCAACGAGGAGCUGCAACAGCAGCUGGAGAUGCUGAGCACCCAGCACUCUGAACGUGAGGAACGACUGCAGCAGGAGAACCAUGAGCUCCGCCAGAGCCUGGCAGCACGGGGAGCUGAGUGGGAGGCCAGGGCUGUGGAGCUGGAGGGGGACAUGGAGGCUCUGCGGGCCCAGCUGGGGGAACAGCGCUCAGAGCAGCAGGACAGCGGGCGAGAGCGUGCACAGGCCCUCGGCGAACUCAGCGAGCAGAACCUACGGCUCAGCCAGCAACUGGCCCAGGCCUCUCAGACUGAGCAGGAGCUUCAGAGGGAAGUAGAUGGCCUUCGUGGGCAGUGCCACAUCCAGGCCCUGGCCAGGGCAGAGCUGAGGACACGCCUAGAGAGCCUGCAGGGGGAGAACCAGAUGCUGCAGAGUCGCCGGCAGGACCUGGAAGCCCAGAUCCGAGACCUGCGUGAGGAGGUGGAGAAAGGCCAGGGCAGGCUACAGGCAACCCAUGAGGAGCUGUUGCUACUGCGGCGUGAGAGGCGGGAAUACAGCUUGGAGCUGGAAUGUGCACGCUCCGAGGCCAGGGAGGCACUGAGCACACUGCGGAGGCUGCAGCAGCGAGUCUCAGAGCUGGAGGAAGAGUCGUGCCUACGAGAAGCUAACGCAUCAGGGGCCUCCCUGCAGUCCGAACUUGCCCAUAGCCUUGACAGCCACCAGAACCAGAAUGCAGAUGGCCACGGAGACACUCUGACCAUUCUGUCCCCGGAGGCCCCAGAGUUAUCCAGUCACCUGCCUUUGCCCCAGGAGGAGAGGUCAGAGCCUCCCAAGAAGAGAGCAUCCCUGAGCCCAGGGAAGAUACUGGAAAAGGAGUUGGAAGUGGCCCAGCUGCAGGACCAGGUCGAGCUGCAGCGGGCAGAGAUACAGUUCUUGCGGGAGGAGCUACAAAGGCAGAAGGAGCUGCAGGAGCUGGAGGACCCCAAGGAGGCCUUAAGAUGUGCCCUCUCUGACAGAGAGGAGGCUGUGAACAAGGCCCUGGAACUGUCCCUGGAGCUCAGUCGCGUCUCUCUGGAGCGGGAUUCCCUCUCCCAAGAGCUGUUUCGCACCAUCAGUCAGAAGGUGGCGCUGACGCAAGAGCUGGAGGCUUGGCAGGACGACAUGCAAGUGGUAAUUGGAGAGCAGCUGCGCUCCCAACGCCAGAAAGAGCUGAGUGACGCUGAAUCUGCUCGGCAUCGCCCCACGUCCCACUUCUCACUGAGCAGGAGCCCUGGGCCUGCCGGCGGAUUCUUCAGCAACCUCUUCCGAAAGACCUGAGGGCCUAGCGAUGGGACCCACACUUGCCCUCUCUGGCUUACUUUCCUCUUCCAGCCAACGGAGCACAGGGCCCUAACUGUCUUCCAAAGGGGGUUGGUGCCCUCCCAUGCCCCAGGUGGCUGAGCAGGGACUUACUGGGAGCAAGCCCCAACUUUGGGAGUCAGGAGGCCCCAGGUUGGUGGUGGGAGCAGAUGGGGCUGAGCUAUCUAUUUUUUGAAUCUAUAUAGGUCUUUUCUAAGCACUAGACCCCCUGGCCCUGGUAUGCUCCAGGGAAAGGGAAGGGAUGGUUAUUUAUGUAUCAAGAUCAGAGUAAUAUAUAAACAUUACACCUACUUAGUCUCCCUUCUUGGGAAUA